Molecule: messenger RNA, 1560 nt
Organism: Ornithodoros turicata
Lineage: Eukaryota; Metazoa; Arthropoda; Arachnida; Ixodida; Argasidae
Product: vacuolar protein sorting-associated protein 4A-like
Exons: 3
Coding region: 22-1353 (443 amino acids)
Biological process (GO): vacuole organization; endosomal transport
Molecular function (GO): ATP hydrolysis activity; ATP binding
Source: RefSeq, a predicted model, not a curated record
CAGCUACCAGUCAACAUCAAGAUGGACGCCGAGGAAGCGGUGCGGCGAGCCAUGGAGUAUGCGAAGCGUGCCACCGAAGAGGAUCGGGCUGAAAAUUUCGCCGAGGCCUUCCGCCUGUACAAGCAUGCCCUGCUCUUCUAUUUCAUGGCCGCCAAGGAAAUUCGCCAGGAGAGCAGCCAAUACAUCCAACGCACCCACGAAUUCGUCCGCUUCCUGGGCACCGGCGGCGAUCCACUGUGUACGAGCGUUUCGACGGCCAGCAUUACGCCUUUCACCAGAGCACCGGAAGAGCUGCGUCCUUUCCAAACGAGCGGGGUCGUCGUCAUGGGAGAGAGUGAGCUACGAUGGUCACACGUCUACGGCUUGGAGUCUUUGAAACGGAGUCUCGUCCUGAACGUCAUAUACCCCGUCCAGUACCCCACUAUCUUCCAUGAAACGGGAGCCAAGCUCUGGAGAAGUCUCAUCAUGUACGGUCCGACGGGUUGCGGAAAGUCGCACGUUGCUAAAGCACUGGCCACGGAGGCGCACAAUUUCACCUUCUUCGACGUCAUGUGUCCUCACUUUGUUUCAAAGGUGAACGCAGGCAACGAGAGCCUGACAGUGUACACCUUGUUCGAGAUGGUCGUCAACCACGCUCCGAGCAUUUUAUUUCUCGACGAAAUCGACGCUCUGAGCGCCCCCGUCGUCAAUGGAGAGACCGUGGGCUUUCUCUACAAGGCUAAGAACGAGUUCCUUUCCAUCUUGGAGGACAUCAUCCACAACAGGCGUCUCCAGGUGGCGGUGUUGGCGGCCACGCGGUCCCCGUGGGCGGUGGACCCGGGCUUGGCGAGAUUGUUUCAGAAGUGGGCCUACGUUCCUCUGCCGUCCGUAGAGACGCGAGAAAUCAUUUUCAAAGAAAACCUGCGCCACUUGCGACAUAACCUCGGAGAAGACGACAUCGACAAGCUUGUACAGUUGACAGAAGGACUUACAUGCGAGGACAUACUCCUCCUGGUGCGCGAGACUCGCCUAGAAAUUGUGGAGAGGGUUCUGAGCGCAACGCACUUCAAGAAAACGGCCACCAACAUUCAAAAAUUCGGAAAGGACAAAGUGAACGAACAGCUGCUGACGCCAUGUGCCCCAUCGGAGACUGGGGCCAUCAGAAUGUCCUGGAAGGACGUCCCUAGAGAGGCGCUCAUUGAGCCGGAGCUCACCAUGGACGACUUCAAGGCAGUCCUGAAGAGAGGCCGAACCGUCGUCAGUGCUACCGAGCUUCAAAAAUUCGAUGCCUUCAGGUUGCACCAAGACCCUGAGAAGACGUCCCUUGUCGUAGACAUGCGUGGGACACCGUCGCGCGCUAGUUCGCCGUGGUGACCAUUAUUCGCUAUAUCUGUUUUUUUACAUCUGGAUGUGUACACAGGCUCUUGGUGCAUUUCAUACGGGAUACAUGUGCAAAAGGUUUAGUUUUCAUGAGCGACGGCACACUACUUGCGAGAGAGCGAUACUGUAAGGCUGCGGCUGGGUUCGCUGCGAUCGCCUCUGUCCUCCGUGAUGAAAUAAACAUACAAUACAAAGUAAAAA